Molecule: messenger RNA, 1079 nt
Organism: Benincasa hispida (wax gourd)
Lineage: Eukaryota; Viridiplantae; Streptophyta; Magnoliopsida; Cucurbitales; Cucurbitaceae
Biological process (GO): regulation of DNA-templated transcription
Cellular component (GO): nucleus
Source: RefSeq, a predicted model, not a curated record
AGAAAAAAGCACUUCCCUUUCGCGCCACUCCCACGACUCUCCGCUCGCCAUUUCUUGUGAACGCCCCGAUUUUCCUGAGCGACACUCCAAACUCUCAAGUGCAAUCGGCAGCGGGCAAAGGAGCGGCAAUGGUUUCUCGGAGAAAGAGGGGCCGAGGAGGAGGAGACGCCGUCAUUGGAAAUGGAACCGUCGCCGUGCCUCCUGCUCCAGGUUACGAGCAGCUCAGGGACCAAAGGGUUAGGGAAAAUCAAGAGAGGAUGCAGAAACUUGGCAUUAUCGAACUUUCUCUCAAGCUUAAGUCCACCGCCACCGCCUCUCCAAGACAAUUUCCCAAAAAUUGUUCUCGGAAGGAACCGCCGAACGGAUCCCCUGCCGACGAACCCCAGAGGCGCUCUUCGAGGUUGAAGACAUUGACUCCAGUUAGCUAUGCAGAGAUCCGUCCAAAAACUAAGAAGGAAAAUUCUAGAAGUAUUGAGAUUCGCAUAAAAGAAGGCUCGCAACCAGAAAUUUACACAGAAGAAGAUGCCAAGCUGUUAGGAGAUUGUGAAUCAAAUUGGAUUCUUGGUGUGGAUGGAUAUGGUCAAGAUGGGAAGCGUGUGUAUGAUCCUGUCAAUGGAGAGUCGUGUCAUCAAUGCAGGCAGAAAACCCUUGGUCACCGUUCACAUUGCAGCAAAUGUAGAUUAGGCCAAGGGCAAUUAUGUGGAGAUUGCUUGUACACACGGUAUGGAGAGAAUGUGAUGGAAGUGAAUUUGAAUCCCAAUUGGAUCUGCCCAGUAUGUAGAGGUAUUUGUAACUGCAGUCAGUGUCGACAAUCAAAAGGAUGGAUGCCGACUGGUGCUAUAUAUAGAAAGGCCCGCAAUUUGGGUUUCAAGUCUGUGGCUCAUUAUCUCAUUCAAACCCGCUGUAGUCAGACGAACCAGAAAGGCUCAAGUUCAGAACAUGUAGGUGCUGGAGAUAGUUCACAAGCUUUGCCAAACACAGGAUUGGAGAACGACCAAGAGGAGCAUGACAAUUCCCAGUCCUCUGUCGAUAGCCUCGACUUUGAAUGUAUAAUGGAAUAAGCUCAAUUUUCAGAAAGU